AUGAACAGGGGUAUAAAUAGAUCAAAUUCUGCCACCCAGAACAGCCACCCGGCAAAAACUACCACUGGGAAAAGCCUCUGCAUCCUGAGCAAAAAGAAUCAGGCAAUGAACAUGAAGAUCAUUCCAGUUUUACUACUCCUGGCCCCUCUGGCUCUCCCAGCUGGAGCUGACGUGGAUUUUUUCUCUGUUGGUUCUGCUGGAUCUCCCGAAACAAAAUCAAAAUUUGCRAUGUUGGACGAUGUCAGGAUCUUGGCCACCGGACUCCUCCAGCUGGGSCACGGCCUGAAAGACUUUGUCCACAAGACCAAGGGGCAGAUGAACGACAUCUUUCAGAAACUUUACAUUUUUGACAGGUCCUUUUACGAGCUCUCCCUGCAAACCAGYGAAAUCAAGGAGGAAGAAGAACAGCUCCGGCAAACCACGGCCAGGCUGCAAAUCAACAACGAGGAGAUAAAGAACCUCUCGCAGGAGAUGAACCUGAAGAUUGAAGACCUCAUACAAAACAAAAUCCAGCUGCAGGAGCAAGUAUUGGGGCUGGAGGACAAGGUCACCAAGCUGGCCAUUAUCCAGCCGUCGAUGCAAGAGACAAAAGAAAUUUCUUCACUCAAAGCUUUUGUGGAGCAGCAGGACAAYGACAUCAAGCAGCUCCUGAAAAUCGUGGAGGACCAGCACAUGCAGCUGGACAGGCAGCACAACCAGAUCAUGGAGCUGGAGGACAAGCUAAACCACAUGGAGCUGCAGGAACUCCUGGAGGAUUCCUUCACGUGGGAGCAGCAGGAGCCAGAGCCCRUCCCCUCUGCUGUGCACAAGCCCCYGGUCAGGACACACGGAGCUGAUGGUGCUGCUGCAGACUGCACUGCUCUCUAUCACUCCGGGGUGCAGGCCAGUGGUGUUUACACCAUCCAGCCCAACGGCUCAGAAGCUUUCAGUGUCUACUGUGAAAUGAAAUUUGGYACUUCCUGGACUGUAAUCCAGAAGAGAGUGGAUGGAUCACUGGAUUUCAACCAGACUUGGGAUGCCUACACAAAUGGCUUUGGUGACCUCCAUGGGGAAUUCUGGCUGGGCCUGCAGAAGAUCUACUCCAUCACCAAGCAGGGGAACUACAUCCUGCGGAUCGAGCUGCAGGACUGGAGGGAGAACAGGCGCCACAUCGAGUACACCUUCAGCCUGGGGGGCCCUGACACCAACUACACCCUGCAGCUCUCCAGGAUGGCCGGGAGCAUCCCCAACGCGCUGCCCGAGCGCACGCGGCUGCGCUUCUCCACCGGCACGGCCGGAGAGUUCGACUGCCCCGAGAACCAGCAGGGAGGCUGGUGGCACAGCGAGUGCGAGGAAACCAACCUGAACGGGAGGUAYGUCACACCCAGGUCCAGGGGACGGCUGGACAGGAGCAAAGGCCUCUACUGGAAGCCUAAGAAAGGAAGAUACUACCUGCUCAAAUCCACCAAAAUCAUGAUCCACCCAACGGACCUAAAAAGCUUUGACUGAGCACUCGGCCUGCUGCAUUUUAAUUGAGGACAAACACACUGAGCUUCACCACACCAAAGGACUUGAUGCUGUGUUUACUGACAGAUGCCUGUCCCAAUCCAUGCCCUGCAUGGAAUUUUCUCCAAAACAUAACCCUGAGACAUCUGAGGKGGUCUUGCAAAAUGUUUGGUGAGUAUUGUCAUUCCCUCGAGCCCCGAUGUCAAAGUGCUGCAACUUUUCAUGGAGCUUUUCCCUCCCCAGGAUGAGAUUCCAAUGCCUAGGAGACAACCUGUCAUGUGCUGGAUAAUAUUGUUUGGGGGAAUGGGUUUUCAGGCUGUGCAUUCCUUUCUGGGCUGUGCAGCAAGGAAAACAGAAAGUGUUUUCUGGAAACAAAGGCCUGGCAAAACCCUACGGAAAACAUUUAGGUGUUAAUCCAUGGGAAAAAAAAAGAAAUUUUGUUUUUUUUGAAGUAACUGCUUGGAUGUUUGGUUCAAGUUUUUGUUGUGAGGUGUUUCUGUGAGCAAAUCAAAGAUGGGUGAUUCCUCAUUUUAGGGCUCWGGGUGUUUUCAGGUAGCUGAGGCCAACCCAUCCUCUUUGGAGCACUGUUCCCCACAGCCCCAGGUGUGUGCACACACAGGGAGCCAGAGCACAGCCCUGCUCCUCUGGAUCCCACAGAAACUGCACAGUUGAGAGCCAAACCCACUGAAAUGGGCAGAGAUCUGCUCUCACGUGAAAGGAGCCAGAGCCAAACCUUUGUGAGCUUUCACAACCACCCAAAAAUUUAAACAAACAAGCCCUGAGCACCCGACAGAUCACCUUCCACAGAGGGAACAGCUGCUCCAAUGGGGUCAGGGCUGCCAACCCACAAACCCAGUGGGCACAGCCCAUGGCACAGGGCUGGGCAGCUCCUGGGGACACCCACGUGUUCCAUUCCAGCUGCAGUCAGUGCCACCCUUGUGCUGGCUCUGGAAAUGCUGCCUGACAAAAACCCCAAUCCCACUGAGUCAUAUUGACUUGUUUAUCCCACCCAGCCCUUGGACAGUGAGGGGUUUUUAACUCAGCACUUGCAAUCACACCAGAAAUGGUUUUGGCUGUGAUUUGUCAGAGCAAAACCCAGUGAACAGAAUGUGUUAAUUACAGAAACACAAAAAAAAAAUCAUUUUACUUCUCGUGGGUUUAUAACAAAGAUGAGAUCAUGCACUGCUGCUCAUUUGUACUGGUUUGCUGUAAUGUUAAAUUACCUGUCCAAUAAAUCAACAGACAAAUAAAUAAAUACAAACUUUUCACAAGACGGAACUUGACUAAACCCUUC
Messenger RNA from Malurus melanocephalus (red-backed fairy wren), 2779 nucleotides. It is a transcript of the gene ANGPTL3, whose product is annotated as angiopoietin like 3. Gene Ontology annotation, biological process: phospholipid homeostasis; cholesterol homeostasis; phospholipid catabolic process. The transcript has 7 exons. The coding region runs from base 1 to 1488 and encodes 495 amino acids. Lineage: Eukaryota; Metazoa; Chordata; Aves; Passeriformes; Maluridae. The record is from RefSeq and is a predicted model, not a curated record.